This is a messenger RNA of Nipponia nippon (crested ibis), 1827 nucleotides long. RefSeq names its product sorting nexin 33 (gene SNX33). Gene Ontology annotation, cellular component: plasma membrane; cytoplasmic vesicle. The record is from RefSeq and is a predicted model, not a curated record. Gene Ontology annotation, biological process: endocytosis; mitotic cytokinesis; intracellular protein transport. Gene Ontology annotation, molecular function: phosphatidylinositol binding; protein binding. Lineage: Eukaryota; Metazoa; Chordata; Aves; Pelecaniformes; Threskiornithidae.
AUGGCGUUGAAAGCCAGAGCGCUUUACAACUUCCAGAGUGAAAACAAAGAGGAGAUCAGCAUCCAGGAGAAUGAGGAGCUCGUCAUCUUCAGCGAGAACUCCCUGGACGGGUGGUUACAGGGCCAAAACAGCCGCGGGGAGACCGGCCUCUUCCCUGCCUCCUACGUCGAAAUACUCCGCUCCCGGUCGGGCUCCAACUACACGGACUACUCCAGCAGCCCGGCCGGCUCCCCAGGGCACGACUCCUCCUUCUACACAGCCCCCCCCAACCCUGGCAUCUCCUACCAGGGCAGUUUUGAGGACGACGAUGAUGAUGACUGGGAUGACUGGGAUGAUGCCUGCACGGUGAUGGAGGAGCCCCGGAGCGCGCCGGGCACCAAUGGGCACCCUUCACCCAGCCUGCAGUACCCGGCGGCAUAUGGCCACCACCAGCAUGCCGGUUACCAUCCCAAGCCGGCACUGGAGAGGCAGGACAGCAUGAGCUCCUCCAAGAGGGGCAGUGUGGUGGGGAGGAAUCUAAACCGCUUCUCCUGCUUCGUCCGCUCGGGGGUGGAAGCCUUCAUCCUGGGCGACGUGCCCCUAAUGUCCAAGAUAGCCGAGGUGUACUGCAUUGAGAUGGGCUCCAAAGGUCCCCAGUGGAGGGCGAACCCCCACCCCUUCAUCUGCUCUGUGGAGGACCCGACCAAGCAAACCAAGUUCAAGGGCAUCAAGAGCUACAUCUCCUACAAGCUGACCCCCAGCAACAUCAACUCACCCGUCUACCGGCGGUACAAGCACUUUGACUGGCUCUACAACCGCCUCCUACACAAGUUCACUGUCAUCUCGGUGCCCCAUCUGCCUGAGAAGCAGGCCACUGGGCGCUUUGAGGAGGACUUCAUCGAGAAGCGCAAGCGGCGGCUGAUCCUCUGGAUGGACCAUAUGACCAGCCACCCCGUCCUCUCCCAGUACGAGGGCUUCCAGCACUUCCUCUGCUGCCGCGACGAGAAGCAGUGGAAGCUGGGCAAACGCCGGGCAGAGAAGGACGAGAUGGUGGGUGCCAGCUUCCUCCUCACCAUCCAGAUCCCCACGGAGCACCAGGACCUGCAGGACGUGGAGGACCGCGUGGACGCCUUCAAGGCCUUCAGCAAGAAGAUGGACGACAGCGUCCUACAGCUGACCAACGUGGCCUCGGAGCUGGUGCGCAAGCACGUGGGGGGCUUCCGGAAGGAGUUCCAGAAGCUGGGCAAUGCUUUCCAAGCCAUCAGCCACUCCUUCCACAUGGAUCCCCCCUACAGCUCGGACGCCCUCAACAAUGCCAUCUCCCACACGGGCAAGACAUACGAGACCGUGGGGGAGAUGUUCGCUGAGCAGCCUAAGAACGACCUGUUCCUCAUGCUGGACACUCUCUCUUUGUACCAAGGGCUCCUCUCCAACUUCCCGGACAUCAUCCACCUCCAGAAAGGUGCCUUCGCGAAGGUGAAGGAGAGCCAGCGGAUGAGCGACGAGGGCCGGAUGGACCAGGAGGAGGCGGACGGGAUCCGCAAGCGCUGCCGAGUGGUGGGCUUCGCCCUGCAAGCUGAGAUGAACCACUUCCACGAGCGGCGCGUGGCCGACUUCAAGAGGAUGAUGCAGUCCUACUUAAAGCAGCAGAUCGUCUUCUACCAGCGCGUCAGCCAGCAGCUGGAGAAGACAUUACACAUGUACGACAACCUCUAACGCCUCUGCUUGCUGCCCCGCCGAAAUCAUGCACUUCUCUAUCUGCAGCCUUGCAGACCUCCUCUGUUUUUGAUGGGCUGAGAAUGAAUGGGAACUCAUGACGCUAGUGACCAAAUACCUUCAGGCUUUCUU